Messenger RNA from Camellia sinensis, 1278 nucleotides. The record is from RefSeq and is a predicted model, not a curated record. NCBI's taxonomy places the organism in Eukaryota, Viridiplantae, Streptophyta, Magnoliopsida, Ericales, Theaceae.
AUGGAUUGUUAUUUCAUUGACCUCAUGCUAGAGGAGGUUGGCAAGGGGAACCAGAUUGAUGAUCACUUAUUCAACAAACAGGCAUGGAUGCACAUGACAUCAUUGAUCAAUGCAAAAUUCAAAUUUCAAUAUGAAAAAGAUGUUUUGAAGAAUCGUCACAAGACACUGAGAAAUCUCUACAAGGCUGUAAAAAAUCUUAUUGACCAGAAAGGGUUCAACUGGGAUGAAACACGACAAAUGGUGACUGCUGAUAAUAAAGUUUGGGAUGAUUAUAUGAAGGUGCAUCCGAACUCUCGGUCAUACAGGAUCAAAACCAUACCAUACUAUAAAGAUUUUUGCGUGAUAUAUAAAAAUACAACUGUUGGAGGAAAAACUAAUAUGCCACUGUCAGAAACUGGUAGAGUGUUGGAAGGUUUAGAAUCUCUGGCUACUACUGUUGAUGAUGGAGAACUAGGUGACAAUUUGUUGGAAUUGUCAUCAAAUUCAGGUGUUAACACAAAAACUCUAUCAAGUACUGUUGAUGAUGAAGCUAGUAAGAGUGCGACACGUCAACCUGAAGCAGAUACUGACUCCAGGAUAGGUACUUGUUCAAGGACUUAUUGGCAACCACCAAUGGACCGUUAUUUCAUUGACCUCAUGCUAGAGCAAGUGCAGAAAGGGAAUCAAAUUGAUGAUCUGUUUCACAAACAAACCUGGACAAAGAUGAUUGCCUCAUUUAAUGCUAGAUUUGGAUUUAAGUAUGACAUUGAUGUUUUGAAAAAUCGAUAUAAAACUCUGAAAAGGCAGUAUAAUGUUAUAAAGAAUCUUCUUAACUUGAACAGGUUUUUCUGGGAUGAAACACGGCAAAUGGUGACAGCUGAUGAUCGUGUCUGGCAAGAUUAUAUUAUAGCACAUGAAGAUGCACGGCAAUACAUGACUAGACCAGUGCCAUACUAUAAAGAUUUGUGUGGGAUAUGUAGAGAAUUGGGCAGUGAUGGAAGAGACAGUGUCUCAGAUCAUAAUUUAGACCAACAAGACAAUAUCCCAGAAGUUAAGUUUGCUAGACCAUUGAACAAUUUUCAAUAUCCAGUUGAAUCAGUUUCUAGUGAAGAAGUGAAGAUCAAGCUGGGCAUGUCUAGUGCUCUUCGUGAGAUGGAAACUGCAGUUUCUUGUUUGGCAGAUAAGAAAAAGGAUGACGAGGACUCAUGCUCCAUAUCAGUAGAGAAUGUGAUAGAAGCAAUCCAGGCCUUACCUGACAUGGAUGAAGACUUUAUUUUGGAUGCUUGUGAUUUGUUGUAG